Molecule: messenger RNA, 1028 nt
Organism: Phragmites australis (common reed)
Lineage: Eukaryota; Viridiplantae; Streptophyta; Magnoliopsida; Poales; Poaceae
Product: auxin-responsive protein IAA4-like
Exons: 4
Coding region: 189-755 (188 amino acids)
Biological process (GO): regulation of DNA-templated transcription
Cellular component (GO): nucleus
Molecular function (GO): protein binding
Source: RefSeq, a predicted model, not a curated record
CUCUCUCUCUCUCUCUCUCUCUCUCAACCCUUUGGCUUUCUCAGCUCCCAUUACCAGCUAUAUAUACAUAGAUCUCCUGCACUCUUUCCCUCUCCCUUCCGUUCCUUAAUUUGACGAGUAGCUGCUAGUUUCACCCCACCUCUGUCCUCUCUAUUCUACAUAGCUACCAGAUUAUGUGCUAGUCAGACAUGGCGGAGCGCAAGGGCAGGGACCGGUCCCCUUCGUCGUCCAUGGACAGCAGCACCCACCCGGUGCUUUCCUCAACGUCGUCGGGCUGCCGGCCGGCGAGGCGGGACCUCAGAACCGAUCUCCAGCUAGGGCUCAGCCUGGUGACGUCGUCCUCCCUCCUGGCCGCGGAGAGCAAGAGCAUCCCUUCCACGCCAAGGAACCAAGUACUCUCUGAUUGGCCCCCCGUCAAGCCGUUCCUUAGGAGCGCCCUGACAGCAUCCGCAUGCCGGCGGCGGACAUUGUUCGUGAAGGUGUAUAUGGAAGGCGUUCCAAUCGGCCGGAAACUUGACUUGCUUUUGCUGGAUGGGUACGACAGCCUCCUCGCUAAACUCUGCCAGAUGUUUAAGACCCUCAUCAAAUAUGCUGAUGUUAUGGAGUACCAUCAACGAAUUACUCGCAAGAAGGCUGCUCAUGUUCUCACCUAUGAAGACCAGGACGGAGACUGGAUGAUGGUUGGGGACGUGCCGUGGGAGCUUUUCCUUACAACUGUAAAGAAACUGAGGAUUGCUAGAACAGAUAAAUGUUAAUUAGCAAGCUUAUUCAUGCGGUGGACUUUAUUUUCUUUCUUAUUUCUUAUAUAGGAUAGUUGAGAAAGAUUUUGCUGAAUAGAGUGGACAUGUGGGCAUGUGGCUAUACUAACUUUGUACAGUAUAUACUGAAGAAAAUGUAACCUUGCCACCUCCCAAGCAUUAAAAAGCCUGUAUUUGAUUUUUUUCUGUUUCUUUCACUCGCUUGUAAAUACCAUAUUUAUUUGUUAAAGAGUAGAUAAUUUGUAAGGAAAAAAUCAUCGAUAUUAGAAA